AUGUGCUCUAUUUGUAAUGUUCGGGUCAUUUCCGGAUACAGUUAUGGAGCCCUCUGCUGUGGUGCUUGCAAAAUGUUCUUCCGUAGAGUACUCUUCGUAAAAAACAUUGAAAACUGUAGGCGGAACGGAAACUGUACAAGAAAAUGUCGUUACUGUAGAUUCAAAAAAUGCAUUAAGGCAGGAAUGACCUAUACACCGACUGAAAAUCUAUUUGAUAUGAACAACACCGACUCUCUAUCUGCACUGAUAUUCAAUCUAUCUCAUCAAGAAUCGCACCGAGAUUUCCAAUUGAACAACUGUCUAUUUGCCGGCGAUCCAACUGUCGCAGAACUCUGCCGAAUACAAGGACCACUCACAUUCUAUCCGAGACCUAUAAACUAUCAAAUGAAUCUUGCCGAGUGGGUAUUCAUAACUGGGAUCACUUCAUUGGAUUAUCUCAAAAAAUUCAUUCAUGUCAAUAUGCUCAACGAGUCAGACAGAGCUAUUCUACUGAAGUUCACCUUCUUCGACUUUUCCAUUUUCACGGAUUCGAUGAGAGCACAGAAUAGAAAUCAAGAAUACAUCUCAUUCCCAGAUGGAACAGAUGUCAUUAAAGCUGAAGUCGUGGGUGUCACUGACAACUUUAUCAACGGAAUCAGAUGUCGACUGGCGGCAAGGAUCAAUGAGUUGAAAGUGACCAAGGAGGAAUUUUUACUGUUGGCUUUGGUAUUCUUCUGUAAUCCAGCUCUCCCAAAUCUCUCAGACAGUGGUCGUGGAAUUUUGAACUCCUACCAAAAGAUCUACUCCUCGGCCCUACUCCAAUACUGCCUUCUCACCUACCAACAGCUGGGUCCAUCUCGAUUCACCGACCUACUUUCCGUUUAUCAAAUCAUUGCCAAAACUCGAAUGGACAUCUCAUAUCUCUUUAUUCUGAAUACAAUGCACAGACCAUGUACUGGAUUGAAAAAGAUCUAUGUGUUCAGAUAA
Messenger RNA from Caenorhabditis remanei, 966 nucleotides. RefSeq lists its product as uncharacterized. Lineage: Eukaryota; Metazoa; Nematoda; Chromadorea; Rhabditida; Rhabditidae. Bases 1 to 966 code for a protein of 321 amino acids. The transcript is spliced from 3 exons. Gene Ontology annotation, biological process: regulation of DNA-templated transcription. The record is from RefSeq and is a predicted model, not a curated record. Gene Ontology annotation, molecular function: sequence-specific DNA binding; zinc ion binding; DNA-binding transcription factor activity.